AUGCUGUUCCUUUUGGUAUUGUGUGCAGUUGUGCUAACAGGGAGUAGUAAAGUUCAAGAUGAUGAAUGGAUUGACCCCACGGAUAUGCUCAAUUACGAUGCAGCAUCAGGAACAAUGAGGAGACCUUACAAGGCAAACUAUCAUGACUCCGAGGAGAAGACUGUGGAUGCAGUCAGCACUGAGAUCUUAUCAAGUUGUUCCAGGGAAGUCGAUGCCUUGCAGCAGAAGGUUGCAGACUGUGAGAAGAGGAACGCCAAAUCACGUGGAAGCCGGAGCUUUUAUAUUUUUAAGCGAUACUUGAAUAAGAUAUUAAAUGAAGCUGGAAAACUUGGCCUUCCUGAGGGAAAUGUAGACCAUGUCCAUUAUGAUGCUGAGAUCAUCCUUACAAAACAGACGUAUUUGGAGAUUCUCAAUUUUCUCAGUGAGGAAAGUUGGCAGUCAGGUGCUGUGGAUGAUGCACUCAGUGGUAUUUUGAUCAAUUUUAAGCACCAUGAUUAUGAAGCUUGGCACUGGAGAUUUGAAGACACUUUUGGAAUUGAUGUGUAUAAUAUGUUUCUGAUACUCUUGUGUUUAGUGUGCAUUGUAAUUGUUAUCGCUACAGAGCUCUGGACACGCAUUCAUUGGUUUGUUCAGCUAAAACGUGUUUUGUUAAUAAGUUUUCUCAUCAGUUUUGCAUGGAAUUGGCUUUACCUGUAUAAGCUGGCCUUCGCCCAGCACCAGGCGGAGAUCGCCAAGAUGGGGCACUUCGACAACGUCUGCGCCGAGAAGCUGAACUGGAGAGACAGUCUCGUUGAAUGGCUCACGAGUAAAUGGACGUUUCAGGAUGACCCCUGUCAGAAGUACUAUGAAACUCUACUAGUAAAUCCUGUUUUGUUGGUUCCACCAACAAAGGCAUUGGCAAUUACUUUCACCAACUUUGUAACUGAGCCUUUGAAGCACGUAGGACAAGGUAUUGGUGAAUUCAUCAAAGCGCUCAUGAAGGAGAUGCCAUUUAUUCUGCAAGUGCCAGUGCUAAUUAUGAUGGCUCUGGCUGUCCUGGCUUUCUGCUAUGGUGCAGGAUCAUCGGUGUCUGUGUUAAGAUACUUGACAUAUUCUCAGAAGAAAAGUCUUCCUCCACCUGACAGUCAACAAGAGAAAACAGACUUUGGGCAAUAUGGGACUAUAUCAGAUGGCUGUCAUUUGCAGAAGUCUCCAUACACUCACAGAGGACCUUAUGACAGAGGAGAUGCUCUUGUGAGACCAGGAAAUGGCAGCAGAAGUCCUGACAUAAUGCACACAAGUGCUAAACCAGACACACAAGUAGAAGAGUCUCACAAAUCAGAACCUGGCACUAGAUUGCACACAGAGUCUGAAGCUUGUGGACUAGAAACUAUCACAGCUGAAUCCCUUACUCAAGAACAUGCAUAUGAGCAGCAGGAACAGGAGACUGGCAAAGCAGAGCGAGAGACUGGAGAAAAUUGUGAUCCUAAUAAACACCUAGAAAGGAAAAGUUCUGCAAUGGCACCAUGUGAAGAGAAGAAAAACAGCAGUCAUGGGACUGAAACUAAGGAAGCCCUAAGUCCUGCUAGGAGUGAGCAGCUGAUGUUGUAUCAGAUGUGUUUUUAG
Merops nubicus (carmine bee-eater) is the source of this 1605-nucleotide messenger RNA. RefSeq names its product chloride channel CLIC-like 1 (gene CLCC1). NCBI's taxonomy places the organism in Eukaryota, Metazoa, Chordata, Aves, Coraciiformes, Meropidae. The coding region runs from base 1 to 1605 and encodes 534 amino acids. The record is from RefSeq and is a predicted model, not a curated record. The transcript is spliced from 11 exons. Gene Ontology annotation, molecular function: chloride channel activity. Gene Ontology annotation, cellular component: membrane; endoplasmic reticulum.